Pistacia vera is the source of this 972-nucleotide messenger RNA. Its product is annotated as putative disease resistance protein RGA1. NCBI's taxonomy places the organism in Eukaryota, Viridiplantae, Streptophyta, Magnoliopsida, Sapindales, Anacardiaceae. Bases 1 to 972 code for a protein of 323 amino acids. Gene Ontology annotation, molecular function: protein binding. The record is from RefSeq and is a predicted model, not a curated record. The transcript has 2 exons.
AUGGCGCUUGGACUUGUGAUCCCGUAUGGAAAUGAAGAGUUGGAAGAUGCUGGUCUGCGGUACUUGAAGGAGUUUUUGUCAAGGUGCUUCUUUCAAGAUGUUAAGGAUUUCAGUUUUUAUUUUACUUUUAAAAUGCAUGAUCUUUCACAUGAUCUUGCAGUAUCAGUAGCAGAAAGAGAGUGUUUGGUGGUAAAAUCCGAAACCCAAAAUGUAGAUAGAAGAGUUCGACAUUUCUCAUUCGUGGAUACUCACUUCUAUAAGGAUGAAUCUCGAAAACUUGCAAAUUCUAUUGGUAUAUUGAAACAUUUAAGAUAUCUUGACCUAUCAGAUAAUAUCUUUUUGACAGAACUCUCUGAAUCAAUUUGUAAGCUUCACAGUUUACAAACCUUGAGACUUCUUCGUUGUUCACUUCUUCAUGGGUUGCCUUCUAAUAUCAAAUACAUGAGCAGUCUCAGAUAUUUAGAAUUAACCACGGCUGCUCGGUAUAUACCAGAGAAUGGUAUAGAGUGUUUGAAGUCUCUUCGAUAUUUGUGCAUGGAUAACUGCUUCAACUUACUAAGCUUGUUCGACGUGCAAAGCCUCACAGCCCUCCGAACAUUAUGUAUUCAAGAGUGUGGAUGCUUGAUCUCGUUGCCACACAGUAUGAAAAAACUAACCAGGUUAGAGAAGUUGGUGAUUCAGGGUUGCCCAAAGCUUAAUCUGAAGAUGGAAUUGCAAGAGGAAGACGCUUGUCUAAACCUUCAAACAUUUAUGCUCAUUGACUUACCAGCAUUAGAGUAUUUGCCUCAGUUGAUUCUUCAAGGAUCUGCUACUACUUUACAGUACAUGCGGAUUGAAAAAUGUCCCAGCUUAAAAGCAUUACCAGAGUGGUUCCAAAAUCUCACAUCACUUCAGAAACUUGAGAUUAUAAGUUGCCGGGGUUUGUCAUCUUUACCAGAAGGGAUACAAUAUCCGCUGCUCUUCGAGAAUUAA